CUUGCCGCCGCCGGGGAAGCAGGGCGGGAGGGAGGAGCGGGAGGAGGAGGAGGAGGAGACAAGCAGCUUACACACGCCUUCCCGUCCUCCACUCAGAGCAGCCCGAGCCCGCGGCCGCCGCCACUGCUCCAGCUGCCGCCGCUCCAGGCACUGCCGCGGCUGCCACCUGAGGAGACCCACGGUGCGAGCCCAAGGCGCUGCCCUGCCGACCCCUCCGAGGUCCCCGUGACCCGUGGACGGUCCCGACCCUCAUUACUCUUCUUAUCCUCUCCUUGGCAAGAAGAAAAAGUAGCAGAAGAUAGCAGCCAAAAAGCACCGCGUCCACCUUGACUGACUACUGAAGCGUCGUCUCCUGGAAUACGAGGGUCCCCUGUCCUGGAAGGAGCAGCCAAAGACACUGAGAGAGGGCGUGGAGGGGGAGGAAGGAGUUGCGGGUUGCGCGUGGAGGAAAGUUGCGUGUGGCUUAGACCCGACGGCGCAGCGCCACGAUCCCCCAGGGACCGUGUGUCUGGAAAAACGCCGCCGUCCCUUUGAGUCGGGACCCACGAGCGAGCGGGCCCCGUGGGCCCGGGGACGACGUCCCCUUCUGCGGCGUGGACUUUGUGGGUGGCCCUCGAGGAGGAGGAGGAAUAUGGCACCUAAGGUGUCCCCUUCUUGCCGUCUGGUUUUCUGCCUCUUGAUCUCUGCCGCGGUCCUCAGACCAGGGAAAGGAUUCUCAUUGCCUCAGCUUGACUCAGGUGUGUCAGGCCUUGGAUGGUCCACUGUCAACUCAGCUUAUGGAGAUACCAUUGUCAUGCCUUGCCGACUCGAUGUACCUCAGAACCUCAUGUUUGGCAAAUGGAAAUAUGAAAAGCCCGACGGGUCCCCAGUGUUUAUUGCAUUCCGAUCCUCUACAAAGAAAAGUGUGCAGUAUGAUGAUGUACCAGAGUACAAGGACAGACUGAACCUCUCAGAAAACUACACUUUGUCUAUCAACAAUGCAAAGAUCAGCGAUGAAAAGAGAUUUGUGUGCAUGCUCGUGACUGAGGACAACGUGUUCGAGGCACCUACACUAGUCAAGGUGUUCAAGCAACCAUCUAAACCUGAAAUUGUAAACAAAGCACCAUAUCUUGAAACAGAGAAGCUACAGAAGUUAGGUGACUGCAUUUCAAGGGACAGUUACCCAGAUGGCAACAUCACUUGGUACAGGAAUGGGAAAGUUCUGCAACCCCUUUUAGGAGAGGUGGCCAUACUUUUGAAAAAUGAAAUUGAUCCAGUUACUCAGUUGUAUACCAUGACUUCAUCCUUGGAGUAUAAGACAACCAAGGCUGAUAUCCAAAUGCCAUUCACUUGUUCUGUGACAUAUUACGGACCCUCUGGCCAGAAGACAAUCCAUUCGGAACAAGCAGUCUUUGAUAUUUACUAUCCUACAGAGCAGGUGACAAUACAAGUGCUGCCACCAAAAACUGCCGUCAAAGAAGGAGACAACAUCACUCUUCAGUGCUUGGGCAAUGGCAACCCGCCUCCUGCGGAGUUCAUGUUUUACUUACCAGGACAGCCUGAGGGAAUAAGAAGCUCAAAUACUUACACACUGACAGAUGUGAGGCGCAAUGCCACAGGAGACUACAAAUGCUCGCUCAUCGACCAAAAAAGCAUGAUUGCUUCAACAGCCAUCACAGUUCACUAUUUGGAUUUGUCCUUAAACCCAAGUGGGGAAGUGACCAAGCAGAUCGGCGAUGCCCUGCCUGUGUCGUGCACAAUAUCCGCCAGUAGGAAUGCGACCGUGGUGUGGAUGAAAGAUAAUAUCAGGCUUCGAUCAAGCCCAUCAUUUUCUAGCCUUCAUUAUCAGGAUGCCGGAAACUACGUCUGUGAAACGGCUCUUCAGGAGGUUGAAGGGCUGAAGAAAAGGGAAUCACUGACACUCAUUGUAGAAGGAAAACCUCAAAUCAAAAUGACGAAGAAAACUGACCCCAGUGGCCUGUCUAAAACCAUAAUUUGCCAUGUGGAAGGGUUUCCGAAACCAGCUAUCCAGUGGACCAUUACUGGCAGUGGAAGCGUCAUAAACCAAGCAAAGGAGUCUCCUUAUAUCAAUGGCAGGUAUUAUAGUAAAAUUAUCAUUUCCCCCGAGGAGAAUGUUACACUAACUUGCACAGCAGAAAACCAACUGGAGAGAACAGUAAACUCCCUCAAUGUCUCUGCGAUAAGUAUUCCAGAACACGAUGAGGCAGACGAUAUAAGUGAUGAGAACAGAGAAAAGGUGAAUGACCAGGCAAAACUAAUUGUGGGAAUUGUAGUUGGUCUCCUACUUGCUGCGCUCGUGGCUGGUGUCGUCUAUUGGCUCUACAUGAAGAAAUCCAAAACUGCAUCAAAACACGUCAACAAGGACCUUGGCAAUAUGGAGGAGAAUAAAAAGCUAGAGGAAAACAACCACAAAACAGAAGCCUAAAAGAGGAGUGGUUCCAAGUCUCCAG
This is a messenger RNA of Alexandromys fortis (reed vole), 2450 nucleotides long. It is a transcript of the gene Alcam, whose product is annotated as activated leukocyte cell adhesion molecule. Lineage: Eukaryota; Metazoa; Chordata; Mammalia; Rodentia; Cricetidae. The record is from RefSeq and is a predicted model, not a curated record. Bases 632 to 2425 code for a protein of 597 amino acids. The transcript has 16 exons. Gene Ontology annotation, biological process: cell adhesion. Gene Ontology annotation, cellular component: plasma membrane.